AUGGCGAAAGCCAAAAUCAUGAGGGAUGCCGACCUGCUCAAGCUGCUUCGGUCUGUACGGCCAUUGAAUGACGACGGGUCCUUGAAGACGCAUGUGGACCUUCAUCGCUGCAUACGAGUCUGGCUGACGCUUACCGAAGCGGGCGUACUCAGUGAGCACCUGUCAAGGAUGCUGCUCUUGCGCCUGUGUGAGUGUGGCAAAGCUGGAGUUGCCUUGGGAAUGGCCCUGGCUGAGCCAUGGCUCCUUUGGCGAUACAACGGAAGUGUUCAGCUGGCCUUUGCCAUGGAGGAGCUCUGGAAGCAUCUCUGGAAGAGAGGUCAGCUGAACAAAAGCUCGGAUCUGAAGGUGGUGCCGAUCCUCCAGGGACGCGCGUCUGGGCUGGCCGACCUGUCUGCACAGCUCCAAGCACAGCGGCGAGAGCUGCUGCUGAAAGGCCCCCUGGAAGCGCUGCACUUGGCGCAGCGCAUUCUGGAGCAGGAGCAGGUUGGCACGGCUAUGGAGCCCGGGGCUCCGGAUGCAGAAGCCGCGCGGGUGGCCACGGUGCUCUGUGUGAUUCCCAGCCCGGCAUUGGUGGUCCUGGCGCGGCAGGGGCUAUUUACGAUUCUUCUUCGGCGGUGCAGCGCUGCGCCAGCUCCCCUGGCUGCUGCUUUGCAGGUCUGCGCUUUGGGAGUCAGUCUGUCACUCGCGUGGUCACCCAAGUCCGUGGAGGGCUCCGCGCAACCUGAAAGCUCUGAGCAGGACUCACUGGGCAAGUGCCUGACGGCAGCUGCUGAUCAGCUGGAGCGCAUCAGCUACCCCAAGGUGCCUCGAAUCCAGGAGCAAGCAGACAUGAAGGAGAUCUU
This is a messenger RNA of Symbiodinium pilosum, 842 nucleotides long. The record is from the annotation of a GenBank genome assembly. Lineage: Eukaryota; Dinophyceae; Suessiales; Symbiodiniaceae.